Zingiber officinale is the source of this 528-nucleotide messenger RNA. Its product is annotated as formin-like protein 12. NCBI's taxonomy places the organism in Eukaryota, Viridiplantae, Streptophyta, Magnoliopsida, Zingiberales, Zingiberaceae. The record is from RefSeq and is a predicted model, not a curated record. The transcript has a single exon. The coding region runs from base 1 to 528 and encodes 175 amino acids.
AUGUCUUACCGUCGCCUCCCACCUCCGAUAGCCAGCCGCCACACCUCCUCUUCUCCUCUUUCUCGUCUCCUCCCCUUCCCUCCGGUGCUGACGCCGCCGAGGGGCGUGAUCGCAUCCAGCAGUUAUUGCUGCUGCCUCCGGCAACCACCAUCGAGCCGCCUCCGGCAGCCACCGCCACCGCCACCUCCCGCGGCUACUACAGUUACCUCCGGCGGUCACCACCUCGCCGCCUUUGGCGGCCAUCGCUGCCCUCAUCUCCAGGGACUACCACAACCACCUCCAACGGUCGUCCAUGCCGCCUCCAACGACCUUCACCGCCGACGCCGCCUCCAGCAUCCACCAGCACCUCAUGCCACUACCAAUGGCACCUUACGCCGUUGUCGCCGGCACCCCAUGCCGCCGUCGGACAAACUGGCAGCAGGAAGGCCACUAGCGCCUCAAGCCGCUGCUGCCGGCGCUUCAAGCCGCUGCUGCCGGCGCUUCACGCCGCUGCCACCUCAUCCACCGGUCGACCCACGGGCUCCAUGA